This is a messenger RNA of Enterobius vermicularis (human pinworm), 1968 nucleotides long. NCBI's taxonomy places the organism in Eukaryota, Metazoa, Nematoda, Chromadorea, Rhabditida, Oxyuridae. The record is from the annotation of a GenBank genome assembly.
AUGAGUUUAACACAGGAAGAGCUCGAGCACAUCGCUAUGGUACAGCAGCUAGCAGAACAAAGCAGCUUCGAUUCUGAGUUUGCAAAUCGUCCAGCUACCACGAACGAUGUAGUGGAGAAGUCCUCUGCUGAUGGCAACACACUGAAAGUUCGUGAUUUUAAAGCGGGCGAAUAUGGGCAGAGAAGUGUUGAUAAAAUCAGGUACGAAGCCGACGAAAACGAAUUGAUAGCGGAUACGAGACUAAAAGUCAGCGGUGAUUAUAAACUCAAGGAGACGGAGGAUGUGGAGAUGGUGGACAUUAAGACAGAGAAUCGACCAUUUGCCUCAACGGACACCAAAAACCAGAAAGAACAACUGUCUGAUACGCAAGCGAGGGUAGAGACACCGAGGUCAACGCCUACCUCAGGAACUGGCCUCACUCCGUACCUAGACUCAUCCUACAUAGAGCCCGGCAAGGAAAGCAGUACUUUUGUUCCAGAUAAUGAAACCCAGUUAAUGGAACUAAGACAGGAAGAGCUCGAACACAUCGCUAUGGUAGAGAAGUGGGCAGCUCAAAGCAGCUUUGAAUUUCAGUUUGCAAAUCCUGGAAGUGGUGUAGAUUGUGUAGCGUGGAGGUCUCCAGGGAUGAACAACACGUUGAACUUUCCUAUCUUGGUUACGCGGAAAACGCGUGAAUAUGAGGUGUCGAUAAAAGGUAAAAUGGAGGGCAUGCAAAGCAAAGAGUUUGCCGAUUCGGUAUUUGACGGCACCACUGAGACGAAACUGGAUCAGGCCGAAGGAGUGGGGAGAAAAAUGACAGAGGGAGAGAAACAACCGUUCAACCUGAGGGACACCAAAGAGAAGGAAGAGAAGGAAUGCAAUGCGCAGCCCUUUGUAGAGACACCGAGCUCAAAACCUUUAUUCGGAGCGGACGAUAGUAGUGAUAAAGACGAGCCAUACGGUGAGCCUGAUCAGGAAGCCGCUCAUGACGAUGAAAUCGAUAGAUCUCGCGAAAUGGAAUUGACACAGGAGGAGCUCGAGUAUAUCGCUAUGGUACAGCAGCUGGCAACCCAAGGAAGCUUCAAAUAUCUCCUUGGAAGAGGUGCGGAUUUGAGAAAAGACGUGGUGUGGAAUUCUCCACGAAUGAGUGACACGGUGAUCUUGCCUGACUCGGCUAUGGGGAAAAAGACUGAACAUGAGCAGAGAACGAUAUGUAACAACGGAUGGGGAACGUUGGAGAACUUAAAGCUUGUGUGUUCAGUACCCAUCGAAGCUGGUGGAAAUAAAGUGGGUCAGAUCAAAGAUGUAGAAGUAGUGGAAAGGGAGGAAGCCAGGCAACCGUUUGCCUCGCUGGAAACGAACGACCAGCAGGAGAAACGAGCAAAUGGGCAGCCCGUGGUAGGUAAUUUGGAAGCGGAUGAGUUCCACAACGAGUUGAGUUGUCCUGUUUGCUCAGAACAAGAGUUGUCUAAUGUGACUAAGAGAAUUAUGAGUACAGCCGUUUUUUCUAAAACGGUGAAUCGAGAUAUUACUGAAAACGAUUUGAAAGUACAUCCAACUUCCCAUUCUGAAAGUCCGAUGCGUGGAGAAAAGCAAGAACGACGAUUAGCUGCCCUCGUUCAUGUGGAAAUUGGCCAGGUUGGUGAUAGAGAAAAAAUGAAUACACGGCCUGAUACAAGAGCAUGCACUGUUCUGAAUGAUGUUGAGGCUCGGCGGGAAUUUGAUCAAGGAAAAGCUGAGAUAGAAGUUCCAAAUGCGACAUUGGAGUGGAGAAGAGGCGGUAGUGAAUUUGAAGGUAAGUCAUGCGUAUGUUUUGGGAAGUUUAACGUUGAUGAUCCUGUAAAUAAAAAGUUUACUCAACUGAGUCAGGCUGAGGAAGAUGUAGAUUUUUAUAGUAGAUGUAAUAUGAAAAUAAUCAGCGUUUUUGAAACCCUGUUUAGAUCUGCUGUUAGUGGAAAGGAGGGGGUUGUUGAUCAAAGUAGCGCAUGA